UUAAUUUAGGAUUGAAUAAUAAUUCUUAACAAUAAAAAGGAAGUCCCUCUCUUGCCAUUCAUCGGCGCUCGUUGUCUGAAAACGAGCUUCACUCUCUAUUCCCUGCCUCUUCCCUUCUCCCCUUUCUCUCUUAUGUAUCGAUUUUCACAGUUCCCUGUUUUCAAUUUUGAUUAAUCUAUCGCUUUAUGUAGAUUAGCUUAUUCUUCUUGUAUCGUAAUUCUCUGUGUAUAAAUUAGGGCUAGGGUUUUAUUUUUUUCUUUCUCUUUUUUUUUUUUUUGUUAAUUUUUCCCUUCCAGCUUCUUAUAAGCUUUUAAUGUUUAUCUUGUGGUUUUUGUUUUUUUAAUUUAUGGGUUUCAAUUUUGAUGGUAUUUGCCAUGUAAUGAAGAGUGGAUUGGGGAUUUGGAACUAGGGUUAGGGUUUUUAUUUUAUUUUGUUUUGUGUUGUCAUGGAAAUGGAGAGUACUCGUAGAUCCUUCGAUAGAUCAAGGGAACCGGGCUUGAAGAAACCUCGAUUGGCCGAAGACCAAACAAGCCUUAAUGCUCGACCUUUCCCUCAGAGGCCUGCUGCAGCACUACCACCAUCAUCUUCUGCGAGGUUGAGGGUUACGACCGAUAGAGACUCAGAGGGCAAUGAUUCAAGCCGUGGCGGCGCGUACCAGCCGCAAUCACAGCAAUAUCAGGAGCUUGUGAGCCAGUACAAGAGAGCUCUUGCUGAGCUCACUUUUAAUUCGAAGCCUAUAAUCACUAACUUGACUAUUAUUGCUGGCGAGAAUCUCCAUGCAGCGAAGGCGAUUGCUGCCACUGUCUGCGCUAACAUUCUUGAGGUUCCCAGUGAACAAAAGCUGCCAUCACUUUAUCUUUUAGACAGCAUUGUAAAGAAUAUUGGGAGAGAUUACAUAAAAUAUUUUGCUGCCAGACUACCAGAGGUAUUCUGCAAGGCCUACAGGCAGGUUGAUCCUCCUGUGCAUUCAAGUAUGCGGCAUCUUUUUGGAACUUGGAAAGGAGUUUUCCCUCCUCAGUCACUUCAGGUGAUUGAGAAGGAACUUGGCUUUGCUUCUGCAGUUAAUGGUUCAUCUUCUGGUGCUGCAACAUCUAGGCCUGAUGCUCAGUCAAGGCGCCCACAACAUAGCAUUCAUGUUAACCCUAAGUACUUGGAAAUACAGCGUCUUCAGCAGUCAGGCAGGGCAAAAGGAAUGGCUAAUGACUUGACUGUUCCUAUAGCCAACUCAACUGAGGAUACGGAGAGGCCGGAGAGAGCGGCUGUUAUUGGUGCUGGACACUCAUGGGUGGAUCCUUCUGUUAAAAUGCAUAACAUUCAACAUUCUCAUAGAGAAACAUCAAGUGAACCUGUUCAGGAGAAGAAAAUUGGUGCGAUAUACGGAGAUGUUGAAUAUAGCUCUGACAUUUCAAGGAACUCGGGCUUGGGAAUUGGAAGAACGGGUGGAAGGGUUGCCGAGCAAGGAUAUGAAAAACCCUGGUUUGGAGCUGGCAACAGGGUCACAGAAACAAUACCUGGCCAAAGAAAUGGUUUCAGUGCGAAGCAUGGAUUUCCAAAUUUCUCAACAUCAAAGUCUGCUAAUGUUGAUUUGCAUCUACAGCCAACACAGGGCAUUGUAAGUAAAAGCAGCAGUGCGAUGUCUGAUAGCUGGAAAAACUCUGAGGAGGAAGAGUUUAUGUGGGAUAUGCCUUCUAGGUUAUCAGAUCAGGAUGCAGCCAAUCCUUCUAAUAACUCCAGGAAAGACCGUUGGACUCCUGAUGAUUUAGAGAAAUUGGGGUUUGACAAUCAUCUCAGAAAACCACUGAGUGCACAUGAGGUUUUGUCAAGGUUUGAUAGAGAAACUUCUGCUGAUUCUCUAUCCACUGAACAGAAAGAACAAGUUUCUUUUGGGCGCCAUUUGUCCUCCCCAUGGCGACUAAAGGAGUUGAAUCUAACCGAUGGGCCAAUAAUUUCUGGGAAUUCUACUAUGAAUACAGGUCAAACAGAGGGAUACUCUGCCACUCUUGGCGGGUUGCCUGUGAAAGCAAGUUCCUCUUUGCCCAGAAUGGUAGUUCGACCACAUAUGGGAACCUCAGGGUCUGUGUUAUCAGCAAACACAUUAUUAGGGUCAGGUCAACAAAGGAUUCAGUCGCUAGGAGCAGCAUCACCAUCUGGACAGUCACCAUUGCGCCAACAUCCACCCUCACCUUCAUUUCCAGCACGUUAUCCACAUAAGCAAUUGCAAAAUUCAGUGGAGCAAGACCUGUCUCGUCCUGAUUACAAGGCACAUCAAUUGUCAGGGAAUUUAGUUUCUUCAAAUGUUCAGCUUGGUAACUUGCAAAAACUGCAGCCUGAAGACUUGCCAACUUCAUCUCCUUCACCACCUUUUCAACGAAGUCGCCAGAAUCCUAUUUUGCAGCCAAGACAAGCAGACACCAAACAGCCUGAACCCUCUGAUCAGAUUCAAAGGACACUAUUAAAUCUAGUUCCCAAAGUUGGUACUCCAUCAACUUCUGGAAGUUCUACCCCAGAUCAUUCAUCUCCACUUAGUGCAGAAACUUCAGGACAAUCAAACACAAGUAGUUUGUUGGCUGCCGUUAUGAAUAGUGGAAUCCUCUCCAAUAUAACCACUGUUGGCCUUACUAAUAAAAGUUUUCAGGAUGUUGGUAAAAAUCCAUCAGAGUCGAGCAUUCAGCCUCCUCUUCCAAGUGGGCCUCCCCCUCCUCAAUUAACAUCUUCUGGGACAAGGGUUGCAUCAGCAUCAGCUCCUUUGUCACAUGAUGUCACAUUAGUUGCCUCAAAUGUUUCUGAGAGGAAAGAAGAGCAACCACCACUGCCUCCUGGUCCUCCACCUUCAUCUUUACAAGCUUCAAAUGCAGUGAAUAAUGUAGCUAAUCCAAUAUCAAAUCUUUUAAGCUCAUUAGUUGCCAAGGGUUUGAUAUCUGCAUCAAAGUCGGGGACAUCGUCUCCCGCACCACCUCAGUUGCCUACUCAAUCAGAGACACAGAACCCGAGCAUCACUAACUCUAGCAACACAUCAACUUCUUCUCUUCCAGUUUCUUCUGCUGUUUCUCAUUCAUCCACCACAGAUGAAGUGUCGUUGCCCAAAUCUGAUGCUAAAAACUCUGUUGUGUUGUCUGAACCCACAUCAGCAGAGACAAAAAGUCUCAUAGGAUUGGAGUUCAAGUCAGAUGUAAUUCGAGAAUUGCAUCCACCUGUUAUAAGUUCACUCUUUGAUGAUCUUCCGCAUCAAUGCAGCAUAUGUGGCCUUAAACUUAAGCUUAAAGAAAGGCUUGAUAGGCACCUGGCGUGGCAUACUUGGAGGAAGCCAGAACAAGAUGAUAUGAGUAAGGUUACAAGGAGAUGGUAUGCUGGGUUAGGGGACUGGGUUACUGGAAAGGUAGAGCUUCCAUUUGGAACUGAGUCUUCUGUUUACACAGAUGAAUUAACAGGGUCAAUCAAUGAAAAUGAACCUAUGGUUCCUGCAGAUGAAGAUCAGUGUGUAUGUGUUUUGUGUGGUGAGCUGUUUGAAGAUUAUUAUAGUUAUCAGAGGAAGAAAUGGAUGUUCAAAGCAGCAGUGCACUUGACACUUGCUUCAAGGGAUUGUGGGAUAGGAACUACAAGUGAGAAUGCUGAGGGUCCAAUUGUGCAUGUGAAUUGCAUAUCAGAAAGCUCAAUUUAUGACUUGGGACUGGCAAGCGGUAUUGAAAUGGAUAAGGAUGGAUAAUGCCUAGAUUUGAAAACAAGACACCAGGACUGAUUGGCAGGUACAAGCAUACUGGAAUUUCAGGUGUACCGUGCAGAAGGUUUGUGAAUGGGCAUAUGAUGCUAAUUUUAUUGUGCAUCAAAAUGAUGCUGAGAGCUGUCUUGUAAUAUUCCCGCUUGUUUUUAUCUUUUUUUAGUCCUAUUUCCCCCUAUUUAUAGUCUAAUAGAAAUAUAUAUAAAUGCCAGAUAGUUUACACCUCAACUUUCUUCACUAAUGUGGUUGAUGUGUUGUUCUUUUUAUGUGUUGUUUUUGAAUUUACGGAAGCGGGUUUGCACUCAAUACCAUCGUCAGAUGCCAGUGACAGAAGGAAACCAUUUCUCAUUCAGCUCCCCAAUUGGCUUUAUGGGUCUUCGUAUCACUAGAAUAGAAAUGAAGCUGCUGCUUUCUUUUCUUAUUUUUCUUUUUUUUUUUUUUAAUCAGUUUUGUCUUUUCUUCAUUUCCUUUUUGAAUAUUUGGUAUGGCAAUGUUGGUGCAUCGAUUCUUAUAUGGUUUGUUAGUGAGACUCGGACAGUAAUGAUGUAUUAUGCGUCUUGUUUUCCCAACUCUUGAAAAUUGCUUUGUUCC
This is a messenger RNA of Hevea brasiliensis (rubber tree), 4306 nucleotides long. RefSeq names its product polyadenylation and cleavage factor homolog 4. Lineage: Eukaryota; Viridiplantae; Streptophyta; Magnoliopsida; Malpighiales; Euphorbiaceae. The record is from RefSeq and is a predicted model, not a curated record. Gene Ontology annotation, molecular function: mRNA binding; RNA polymerase II complex binding. The coding region runs from base 446 to 3703 and encodes 1085 amino acids. Gene Ontology annotation, cellular component: mRNA cleavage factor complex; cytoplasm. The transcript has 7 exons. Gene Ontology annotation, biological process: termination of RNA polymerase II transcription.